CAGCGAGCGGUGGGGGAUCAGCAAGAGACAAAUGGUGCGCGUGUGGCUUCGUCCCUGCGCGUCUGCGAUCGUUGCGCUGGGUCGUGCGGUUCCUAGCGCCAAGACUGCAGUGCUGCGUGCACAGAUCCCGCGCUCAUUGGCCACGCACAAUGACACGUCGCUUCUGAUUGGCAGUGUGCGCUCGCUGUCCUCCAAGGGCAAGGACGACGACAAGAAAGAAUUUAAGAAGAAAUCGACAUUCGAUAAAUUUGAGGAGGACAACGACUUGACGGAGGUGCCCGAAGAGGUGAAAUACCUGAGCCAGCAGUUGGAUGAGAAGGACCUUCAGUUCUCGGAGGAACUUGACUUUGAUGACGACGAUGAGGAUGAUGAGGACGCUGCGCUCAGUCCUGCCGAGUGGGCCGAGAAAUUCGAGCGCGACGUUGCUGAGUGGGACCAGGAAGAGGGAGACUACGACGAGGACAGCUUGGCAAACGUCUCUGCUGAGGGAGUCGAGGACGACCGCCUCUACGUUGAAAUGCCUGGAUACGACGCGUCGCUGAGCCUUGCAGAGAGUCAAAUUGGCGUCAACGAGGACCAAAGUGUCCCCGAUCCGUUCAAGAAAUGGGAGCAGGGCAUGGCGAAGGAAAAGACCAAACCGUGGAAGUAUCUCGUGGCUGCUAACCACCCGGACGUUGUGGAGCUGGCUCUUGACGUGGACCUGCUGCGUCUCUUCAUUUCCCCAACGGGACGCAUUCGUCCUCGUCGGUUCACUGGUCUGACGGCCAAGCAGCAGCGUAAACUGGCACAGGCGAUCAAGAUCUCGCGUCAAAUGGCAUUGUUGCCGUAUCUGUCGCGAUACCCGGAGCCUACGCCCGAGCAGUGGAAGGCAAUUGACGAAGAAAUCAUCGCAGCCGCAGAGCUCGAGGACGACAAGGACGAUGUGCUCGAUGACGACGAGGACGAGGACUUCGAUGAGGACUUCGAGUAUGAUUAG
Phytophthora infestans T30-4 is the source of this 976-nucleotide messenger RNA. RefSeq lists its product as uncharacterized. NCBI's taxonomy places the organism in Eukaryota, Oomycota, Peronosporomycetes, Peronosporales, Peronosporaceae. Gene Ontology annotation, cellular component: mitochondrial small ribosomal subunit; ribosome. The record is from RefSeq and is a predicted model, not a curated record. Gene Ontology annotation, molecular function: structural constituent of ribosome; small ribosomal subunit rRNA binding. The transcript has 4 exons. Bases 32 to 976 code for a protein of 314 amino acids. Gene Ontology annotation, biological process: translation.